CGCGUGUACCGUAGCUGUCUCGAAGGGAGGUAAUCGAGAGUCACUCGAACAGUUUCCGUUUGUAGGAAUGGGAGCUUGAGUGAGGCAUCACCAUUGACUGCCACUGAUUUUCUACUUUAAAUUCAUUUGAGCAUCAUUUAGUUGUCAUGAUGUUUGUUGGCGAUAUGUGCAAUAAAAAACGUCUUGCACUAUCAGCUGCGAUCUUCACUUUGGUGGUGAUUGUUACUGUUGCCCUUCGCAGUCAUUGGUCCUACACAGCCCAGCUAGAACAACAGCUCUUGGCACACAAAGCUAAAGCAAACAGCUCCUGUGGUACAGUUCAGCUGACUGUCCUUAGAGAGUGUGUUCACUGUCAACUUGAAGAAUUGCGAAAUGAAGAACCAUAUUGCAUGGAAACUGGCUUCAAAGAAUGGGUCAGAUGUGCCGAUGGCCGAGAGGUCUACAACUGGUGUGAUAUCACUCCUGCUGUGGAGGAGCGAACUUUCUGGAUUUUUGAACUGUGUACCUUCAUCAUUGGUGCCGCAUCAUAUACAGUUGUAUAUUUAAGGCAACGUAAAAAUGACCAGUUGUUGAUGGACAAAAUUAACCGACAGAUAGGCCUUACAACAUAACUUUUUUUCCUUAUUUGCUGUUAUGGUCAGACGUUUAACUUAUGUUGGCUGUGCACCUUCUUGGACCCAGCAUAUCAUCGCUGACUUAGCAGAUCGUAUGGUAGACUCUCUCUUGGAACACAAGUAACUGGCAAAAAAAUUCAAAGGAGUGAUACGUUAAAUGUGGACCCAACACCAUCCUCAUUCACUCCUGAUCCGUGUCGGCUACAUCAUCAGAUCUUGAUGUCCUAUACAAUGUCUGUCCAAUAAAUUCUCUACCCUUUCUUUAACAGUUUUAACCAUGUGAGGGCUUUUUGUGUUUUUAAAGUUGGAGUUAACAGAUCAUGUUAAGGAAGUUUAUCAAGUUAGAAAGUUUAACAACUAACUACACACUACAUUCACAAAACUUUUUUAAUACAACUGUAUAAUAUUAAAUUUGUCUUCAUCUGUUUUAAGUUGACUUUUUAAAUUUUGAUUUUGAUUACUAAAUUUUAAUAUUAAUAGUUCAAUACAGAGUUUAGGGUAUGGUGUAGUAUGGAGUGUAGUAUUGGGCCCAUUUUUCAAUCUUAACCUCAAUUUAGUCAGCAUAUAUAGGUAGGUGAGAGUCGAAUAUAUUUUAAUUAUUUGUAUGCACAGUUUAACUGCAGUUUCUUAUUGUGUGGGAAUGUGUUUGUGUGUGGUAUGUGCUUGAAUUUUGCAUGUUUGACAUGUCAGCAGGAUAAAGAUUUUUGAUCAUAACAUGAACUGAAAAUGGUUUUUAUGUGUGUGCAUGCUCAUACUGUAUGUAAAAUAAUCUUGUUUUUCCCCAACCCAAAAGAAAAGUCUUCUGAACAUUGAUAAUUUAUGUUAACAUUUGUGAGAAAUGAUUGUGUAAAUGCUGAGUGACGUGCAUUUUUGUGCACAGAUUCCCAUUUUCCCUGGCUUACUGAUUUUUUAAUGUUUAUUUAACUGUUUUUCAACAGUCCCAUAUUGAUCAGCUGCUGUGCAAGUCUUUUGUAGAUUAGCUGAUUAGCAAGAAGUCAUUGUGGUGUACAAUGCAUGGUGAGGAUUAAUAUCAGUUUUUAUCUUAUAGCAUGUAGUAAUGUACAAUGCAUAGCAGAGGGUCUGUCCCAUUGUAUUUUUUGGAGCGUAUUUUCCCCUAAUUCUGCAUGUUCCUUAUAUAGAGAUAGAUUUACUAGCUAGAUUCAGGUUGUUUAGUGUAUGAACCAAAAAAUAAUGUGACUCUUCCUGGUGGGGGAGGGGUAAAUCAAGAAAAGUAGAAUACAUUUAAUUUGUUUUGAACUUAGUUUUAAAAGUCCUAUUUUCUUUAAACAAACACCUGGAAGGUACAGAGAAAGACAAAUGUUAGACAUUAUUUCCUCCAUGUUCUACCAGCCAUCACAUGUCAACUACUGUGCAACUUCUAAUUGUUUUUUUUUUUUUUGAUCUGUUUCUUUUAUGUGGGUACUGUUUAUUGAUUUGGUAGCAGUCCUAUGCUCCAGUGGGCAAACAGGACUAAGAAGACUGUUUAGUAGUGAUGCUACAUAUGCAAACAUUUGGAAUGAAAAUAAUGCUUUCAUUUCAAAGUUACACUGACAAACAUUUUGUUUAAGUUAUUUUUUAUGUUAAUUAAGAUGGGUCAUUUAAUAUAUCAUUUCCAGAGUUUUUCGUGUGUGAAUAUUUUCCUUUUGGAUAUUUUCUGAGUUUGGGAAAUGGUCAAAUUGUGAAUUAAAGGUAAGGGUACUGUCAAAGUUUUUGAAUGUCUGCAUUAGAAAUAUGCAUAAUCUGUAUUGAAUGAAUCUUUGUGAAAGAAAACUUUUCUUUAAACAUAAACAAAAUGCCUUUUUUACCUCCUAACAGCCAAUUAUUUAUUUUUGCAUAGGAAAUCUUCAAGUGUAAGAUGUGUAACUGAAGCACUAUUCCCCCAUCCCCAACAAAAAAAAAAAGUUAAAACAGUGAUAAAAAAAGCCAAGACCACUUUAGUACUCUUGCCAAUUUUUGCAUUCAGGCAGCCAGCUGCUUAUCUGCUGGUCAGUGUUUUGAUCAUGUAACCAGUCUUACUGUGUAUGGCACAGUAAGCAUUUAUCAGUGCAUUAGAAAGAUGAUCGGAUGGUCUCCAGCCUAUUAGUGACUCAAUCCACAGGUUCAUCAAUCUGUUAUUCACCCUUCAGUGAAAAGUCAUGAAUAGAGAAUCUGACCCAGUGCUGCCAUCAAUAUUCCAUUUUGAAGAAAUUAUUCAUCUAGCAAUUAAUAAAUUAAAUGUCGUUUUGAAAUAUGUUUGCCCUCAGAUGAGUCCUUGGGGCCACAAUUCAUUGCAAAAAGUAUUAUUUGGAAGGGAUGCAGGAGUUUAUUUUCCUUUCUCUUCCUUGUGAAGAGUGGUGGUACAAUUCAAUCGAAAUUUCAUAUAUGAUUGAAAUAAAUAUUACAUGGAAAAAUUG
Molecule: messenger RNA, 3007 nt
Organism: Pomacea canaliculata
Lineage: Eukaryota; Metazoa; Mollusca; Gastropoda; Architaenioglossa; Ampullariidae
Exons: 6
Coding region: 147-611 (154 amino acids)
Biological process (GO): mitotic cytokinesis
Cellular component (GO): centrosome; cytoplasm; spindle
Source: RefSeq, a predicted model, not a curated record